AUGAGUCCCAGCAUCACCACUGAGGCAAACCAGCCUCUCCCUGCCAGGUCCACCGUGGCCCAGAGAAAACAAGCCAACGAAAUGAGAAAGACUCUUAAACCCUUGCUGGAAAAGAGAAGACGUGCUCGUAUCAAUGACAGUCUCAGUCAUUUGAAAAGCCUGAUUCUUCCUCUGGUUGGCAAAGAUAACGCACGCUACUCCAAGCUGGAGAAAGCUGAUAUUCUGGAAAUGACCGUCCGUUUCCUCAGAGACCUUCCUUCCACUCCAGUUAAAGACUCCGCAGACAGUUACAGAGAAGGCUACAAAGCCUGUCUCCAGCGCGUCUCCGCUCUGCUUCCCAAAACGAGCCUGGACCAGGAAGCGUGCCAGCGGGUGAACGACUUUGUCCAGCAGUCCACGUCCGCCACCGUCACCCCAACCUGCCUGAACUGCUGCGCUCAGAGCUCAAGGGCUUUCCCUCAGAUCCAACAAAGACUCCUGAGCCUAAAAUCCAGCUUCAGCUCCAGACCUGACAGCCAGUCCCACAGAGACGCAGUAGCUCCCAGCCGAGGGCAGCCAGGCCCGCAGGCUGUCAGCGCUGCCAUGUGGAGACCCUGGUAGUGAUUUGAUAGACAUUCAUCUCACGCACAUUAUUUAUUUUGUGAUGUCAUUUAUGCUAUUUGUAUUCCAGUAACUAAUAGUGAGAAAUAAUUGUUGGAGUUGCUGUAAAAUGAUUUAAUUCAGCAUUUUGCGUUUAAUGCUACAAGGAAAGGUGCACAGAUCUCAUAGAAACUGAAAUAUAUGAACUUUUAAAAUGCAAUCCUCUUUGGGGUUUCAAAGACAUACAUAACACUUUUGUAAAACCCCAAGGGUUAUUUUGUUUGAGGUUUGCACGAUGGACUUAAAGGUAUUUUGG
Messenger RNA from Micropterus salmoides (largemouth bass), 895 nucleotides. RefSeq names its product hes family bHLH transcription factor 2, tandem duplicate 1 (gene hes2.1). Lineage: Eukaryota; Metazoa; Chordata; Actinopteri; Centrarchiformes; Centrarchidae. The record is from RefSeq and is a predicted model, not a curated record. Gene Ontology annotation, molecular function: RNA polymerase II cis-regulatory region sequence-specific DNA binding; DNA-binding transcription factor activity, RNA polymerase II-specific; protein dimerization activity. Gene Ontology annotation, cellular component: nucleus. The transcript is spliced from 3 exons. Bases 1 to 600 code for a protein of 199 amino acids. Gene Ontology annotation, biological process: regulation of neurogenesis; anterior/posterior pattern specification; regulation of transcription by RNA polymerase II.